GCCCGAGCUGCGGGACAGAGCGGCUGGAGGACCGGCUCUUCUUCUUCUGUCUCAACACCUCCGCUCUCAGUCCGAACCGAACCGAGGGAGCAGCAUGUGGACGUCCCGGACCGCAGAGCUCAACAUCAUGGCCGCAGCGCUCAGCGUGCUCCUGCUUCUCCUUCACACCUGCUCCGCUUCACCGCUGAAAUCAGAACCACCAGAACCAGAACAAGUUCCCCCCCACCUGACCAACUGUGUCUCCUCCGACAUGGAGACCUUCCACUGCAGAUGGACUGUCGGGACUUUCCAGAACCUCUCAGAACCAGGAGAUCUGCGUUUGUUCUACUUUAACAGACUGAGACCCCUGACCCCUUCCCAGAAAAACUGGAGUGAGUGUCCCCACUACAGCACAGAGAGACCAAACGAGUGCUUCUUCAACAAGAACCACACGACCAUCUGGACCUCCUACACCGUGCAGCUCCAGUCCAAGGAUCAAACUGUCCUUUACGAUGAGAUUACCUUCGAUGUUUCAGUAAUCGUGCAACCUGAUCCACCGGUGGGACUGAACUGGAUGAUGCUGAACUCCAGUUUGACCGGCGCGCACUUCGACAUCAUGGUGAAGUGGAAGCCUCCGAGGUCCGCAGACGUGGAGACGGGGUGGAUUGCGCUGCAGUACGAGGUCCAGUACCGCAGCGUGGACUCGGACAAGUGGGAAACGACAGACCUGGUGAAAAGCACGCAGCGCUCGCUCUACGGCCUACAGACCAACGUCAACCACGAGGUUCGGGUCCGGUGCAAAAUGCUUGGAGGGAAAUUCUUCGGCGGGUUCAGCCACUCUGUGUUUGUGCACAUCCCAUCUAAAGUUUCAAGAUUUCCAGUGGUGGCUUUGCUCAUCUUUGGAGCUUUGUGUUUGGUGGCCAUCCUGAUGUUGGUCAUUAUAUCGCAGCAAGAAAGAUUGAUGUUUAUUCUCCUGCCUCCUGUUCCUGGUCCUAAAAUAAGAGGAAUAGACUCGGAUCUACUGAAGAAAGGGAAGCUUCGGAAGUUGACGUCCAUAUUGGGGGGUCCUCCUGACCUGAGGCCAGAGCUCUACAACAACGACCCCUGGGUGGAGUUCAUCGACCUGGACAUCGAGGAGCAGAAUGACAAACUGACAGACCUGGACACAGACUGUCUCAUGGACCGCUCCAGCUCCUCUCCGCUCUCUGGUGGCUUCAGGGACGACGACUCGGGACGCUCCAGCUGCUGUGAACCGGAGCUCCUCUGUGAGUCGAAUUCGUCUCCCGUUCACCCUCUCAAUCCAAACCAGACCCUUGGUAAGGAGCCACCGUGCCAGAGAACCUCUGAGUCCACCUCUGGGGAGCCUUUCUUGGCGACACCGGGCAGUGAGGCGGUGUACACCAUGGUCAGCGAGGUCCGGUCAUCUGGUAAAGUUCUGCUGUCGCCUGAAGAGCAGACGGAGGUGGACAGAAAUAAAGACAUCAAGGUGGAGAAAUCGAAACAAGCUCAGCGUCUUCUGGUGAAGGCAGAUCAGAGGGACUACACAUCUGAGCUCAGUGCUGGGACAACGAGCUCAGAAUUAUUCAAGGAAAACCUCAGUGAACCCUUCCAAACAGGACUAGACCCCAGUCCUGGUCUAUCCCUGUUCCCUAACCACAAAUACAAUCUGCCCCCGUCUUCACUACCCCCGGCUCCUGUUUACACCAUGGUGGAGGGCAUUGAUAAACAGAACAGCCUCUUACUUACAUCGAACUCAGCACCGACCCCCCACCUUACAAUCCCAAAGGUUGUACCAACGCCAGACGGCUACCUGACCCCCGAGCUACUGGGAAGUGUCACACCGUAAAAAGAUAAAAUAAAAUAAAAUACUCUGACAAUUUCAGACUAAAUGGAGAACAGUUCCUGGAUUGUUGAGGGUCCAUGGGCUGAACCUAAAAUAGUUUCAGGGGGCCUCCUUGGACUUACACGGCAUCAUGUGACCAGGCGACACGGUUGAAAGUUCUGCCAUGUGCUCUACUGUGGGCCACGUUCUGGUCAUGUAACUGAAGUACUCAAAGAAAUCUGGAGCUGAGGGUGGAUGAGCCUGGUCCUUGGUGUAGAUUUUCACUCAUCCAGAACAUGGUAAUCCUAAGUGCUUUCAUAAAAGGCAACUGGACAUUUUGUUGAAAGGAGACCAGAUGAGAACAACGUCCAGUUGUCCUCAUUUAAGCAUUUAGGAUUAAGUCUGAUUUGCAUCACAAAGCCUAAAUUACUUUGUUACAAGAAGCAAGAAAUGUAUGUUGUACGGUGUUUUGGUGCCACGUUUACCUGUUUUUAUACUGGAACAGGAAAGAUUGAUCGAUUUGAAUUCCCACUAAAUUUAGGGUCAUAUUUGUUCAACUUUGAGCUUAGUUUAUGUGAAAAUCCCAGUUCUUUAUCUGCCAAAUG
Messenger RNA from Nematolebias whitei (Rio pearlfish), 2406 nucleotides. It is a transcript of the gene ghrb, whose product is annotated as growth hormone receptor b. Lineage: Eukaryota; Metazoa; Chordata; Actinopteri; Cyprinodontiformes; Rivulidae. The transcript is spliced from 9 exons. The record is from RefSeq and is a predicted model, not a curated record. Bases 95 to 1825 code for a protein of 576 amino acids. Gene Ontology annotation, molecular function: protein binding.